This is a messenger RNA of Zalophus californianus (California sea lion), 6137 nucleotides long. It is a transcript of the gene NAA25, whose product is annotated as N-alpha-acetyltransferase 25, NatB auxiliary subunit. Gene Ontology annotation, molecular function: protein-N-terminal amino-acid acetyltransferase activity; protein binding. Gene Ontology annotation, cellular component: cytoplasm; NatB complex. Gene Ontology annotation, biological process: N-terminal peptidyl-methionine acetylation. The record is from RefSeq and is a predicted model, not a curated record. The coding region runs from base 467 to 3385 and encodes 972 amino acids. Lineage: Eukaryota; Metazoa; Chordata; Mammalia; Carnivora; Otariidae. The transcript has 24 exons.
CACCCCAGAUCGGACAGACCCCUUUUCCCCACUGUCCCUUGGGUCAGUCUCCCAGAGGAGUUCCCGCUUCCUCAACAAUUGGUCACAGACAAGUCUAACUGGUCCUCCCUCAGACACAGGAUAAAUACGAUAAGCAGGAGCAGCCGAGCCCCAACUUUGACCAAGAGUUUCUCCCCUCCUUUCCUCACUACCCAGUACGUGACUCGGAAGGGAUUUCAAUACGAACAGCCGUCUCUUCCACCCAGGUUGAUUCCAUCGGGCCAAAGGAGGAAAGUGUCCUAUUGAAGAAGCCACUGCGGUACGGGUAGGGGUCAGCGGGCUGGAGGGCUUCCCUUUCCGCGCAGGAGCGUUCAGUCGCAGCUCCGCGACUAUCGCGAUAGAAGAGCUGGAUCGGCGCUGGCCCUUUAACAGCCCCUUCCCGAGGGCCUGCCCCGCGCGUGCGCACUGCGGUUCUGCGCUUGUCAUCAUGGCGACGCGGGGCCAUGUGCAGGACCCUAACGACAGGCGCCUCCGGCCCAUUUACGAUUAUCUUGAUAAUGGUAAUAAUAAAAUGGCAAUUCAGCAAGCAGAUAAAUUGUUGAAGAAACAUAAGGAUCUUCAUUGUGCUAAGGUUUUAAAGGCAAUUGGUUUACAGAGAACUGGAAAGCAAGAGGAAGCCUUCAUGUUAGCACAGGAGGUGGCGGCCCUUGAACCGACAGAUGACAACUCGCUACAGGCACUGACUAUUCUUUACCGGGAGAUGCACCGACCGGAGUUAGUUACAAAACUCUAUGAGGCAGCUGUGAAGAAAGUUCCCAAUAGUGAGGAGUAUCACUCUCACCUCUUCAUGGCUUAUGCCAGAGUGGGCGAAUAUAAGAAAAUGCAACAGGCUGGCAUGGCUCUAUAUAAGAUUGUCCCCAAAAACCCUUACUACUUUUGGUCUGUGAUGAGCUUAAUUAUGCAAUCUAUAUCGGCACAGGAUGAAAACCUCUCAAAAACGAUGUUUCUGCCCCUCGCUGAAAGAAUGGUAGAAAAAAUGGUGAAAGAGGACAAGAUAGAAGCCGAGGCUGAAGUUGAACUUUAUUAUAUGAUCUUGGAACGUUUGGGAAAGUACCAGGAAGCCUUGGAUGUUAUCAGAGGAAAAUUAGGAGAGAAGUUGACAAGUGAGAUUCAAAGUCGGGAAAAUAAAUGCAUGGCUAUGUAUAAGAAGCUGAGCAGGUGGCCAGAGUGCAAUGCCCUUUCCAGGCGCCUCUUAUUGAAAAACUCAGAUGACUGGCAGUUCUAUCUGACUUAUUUCGAUUCUGUCUUUCGACUGAUUGAAGACGCCUGGACUCCUCCUGCUGAAGGUGAACACUCUUUAGAAGGAGAAGUGCAUUGUUCUGCAGAAGAAGCUGUGAAGUUUAUAGAAGAUCGGAUAACAGAAGAAUCUAAAAGUUCCCGCCAUCUCCGAGGACCACAUCUUGCUAAACUGGAACUGAUUAGACGUUUAAGAUGCCAAGGUUUUAAUGAUGAGUACAAACUGGGUGAUCCAGAAGAAUUAAUGUUCCAGUAUUUCAAAAAGUUUGGGGAUAAACCUUGUUGUUUUACAGACCUCAAGGUGUUUGUUGACCUCUUGCCUGCUACACAGUGUACAAAAUUUAUUAAUCAGUUACUUGGAGUUGUUCCUUUGUCGACACCAACUGAGGAUAAGCUGGCAUUGCCCGCGGACAUCAGAGCUCUGCAGCAGCAUCUGUGUGUGGUGCAGCUGACGAGGUUGCUCGGCUUGUACCACACUAUGGAUAAAAGUCAGAAACUGAAUGUGGUCAGAGAACUCAUGUUAAGGUACCAGCAUGGACUAGAAUUUGGGAAAUCCUGUUUGAAAACCGAAUUGCAGUUUUCAGACUAUUACUGUCUCCUUGCUGUCCAUGUGCUUAUUGAUAUAUGGAGAGAAACAGGUGACCAGACUGCUGUGUGGCAGGCCCUGACUUUGCUGGAAGAGGGAUUAACCCACAGCCCUUCCAAUGCUCAAUUCAAAUUGCUGCUUGUUCGAAUCUACUGUGUGCUGGGGGCAUUUGAACCAGUGGUGGAUCUGUACUCCAGCCUCGAUGCUAAGCAUAUCCAGCAUGACACCAUUGGCUAUCUUCUGACCCGAUACGCCGGAUCCCUAGGUCAGUAUGCUGCCGCAGCCCAGUCCUGCAACUUCGCACUCAGGUUUUUCCACUCCAACCAGAAAGAUACCUCAGAAUAUAUUAUUCAAGCUUACAAAUAUGGUGCAUUUGAGAAGAUCCCAGAGUUUAUCGCUUUUAGGAACAGGCUGAAUAAUUCUCUUCAUUUUGCACAAGUCCGUACUGAACGGAUGUUAUUAGACCUUCUACUUGAAGCAAAUAUAUCAACCAGUUUAGCAGAAAGUAUAAAGUCAAUGAAUCUUCGGCCAGAAGAAGAUGACAUUCCGUGGGAAGCCUUGCGAGACAACAGAGACUUAAAUGUUUUCUUUAGCUGGGAUCCAAAAGACAGGGAUGUUUCUGAAGAACAUAAGAAACUUUCCUUGGAGGAGGAGACCAUGUGGUUAAGAAUCCGUUCCUUAACAUUGAGGCUGAUCAGUGGACUUCCAAGUCUAAACCACCCCGUGGAGCCAAGGAACUCGGAAAAGACCACUGAGAAUGGUGUGUCCUCCCGGAUUGAUAUUCUUCGUUUACUCCUUCAACAGCUGGAGUUGGCCAUGGAGACAGGAAAGCGAUUUAUUGAGAAGGAAGUUCAGUAUCCUUUCCUUGGUCCUGUACCUACCAGGAUGGCUGGAUUCUUUAGUUCUGGCUGUUCUCAGUGUCAGACCAGUUCUUUUUAUCUUGUUAGUGAUAUUUAUGAGCUGGACACCAGUGGUUUAGAGGAUACAGUGGAGAUCCAGGAUCGAGUAGAGAAUAGUCUUAAGUCUUUACUAGAACAAUUAAAAGAUGUCUUCAGUAGAUGUAAAGGUGACCUCUUAGAAGUUAAAGAUGGUAACUUGAAAACACGCCCUGCUCUUUUAGAGAACCUAGUCUUCUUUGUUGAGACUAUUUCUAUUAUCCUUUGGGUGUCCAGUUACUGUGAGAGUGUCCUGCGACCAUACAAAUUAAAUUUACAGAAAAAGAAAAAGAAGAAAAAAGAAACCAGCAUCAUCAUGCCACCUGUCUUCACCAGUUUCCAAGACUAUGUUACUGGGCUUCAGACUUUAAUUUCCAACGUCGUGGAUCAUAUUAAAGGGCUUGAAACACAUCUAAUUGCACUUAAACUUGAAGAACUUAUUUUAGAAGAUACUUCUCUCUCACUGGAAGAGAGAAAAUUUUCAAAGACUGUGCAAGGGAAGGUACAGAGCAGUUAUCUACACUCACUUCUGGAAAUUGGAGAGCUGCUGAAAAAAAGACUGGAGACCACGAAGAAACUAAAAAUUUAAGGAGGCGUGAACCACAGGCACCAAUGACUCUAUAGCAGAAAAUGACAUCAUCUUCCCAGGCAAAAGCUACAUCUGGUUGACCAUCAUUUUAAUCCAGAACUUCCUCAUCAAAUGCAUGAAGGACUUUGAUUGUGAAUUAAUUUUUUAGGUAUUAAAUGUAUACAACUGAUUAAAUUAUUGUAUAUAAAGCAGAAGCAGGACCCUCAUCUGGGUUUGACCACUUUUUAUACAUGUUCAUAUGCAUAUGGCAGCCACAAGAGAGCCCCUUUUCUUCUUUCCUCCCAUCACCAGAAACAUCUGGUGGGUGGGUACAGGGGGUCCUAUAAAAGCAGCAAUAGAAAUUAAGCAUAAAGCAUUGACCUCAGAGCAGCUGAAUGGGCCUACCAUUAUCAUAGUGGAUGUUUGGUCUGGUCCUUGAGCCUUAGGAAGCAGAAAGCAGAAGUAUAGGCGGACCAUGACUGGGAGAAGGCCCUCUUUCCACAUUAGUUUAGUUUUGAGGCUUCCUUAGCUGCUUGGCUCCCACAGAACCCAAAGCAGGUACCCAAAGAGCCUCAGAUGAAAUUUGGCAUAAGCACCUGUCACUGAAGAGCACCACUCAGAUGACCACGGGCACUCAGUGUUUGGCUUCAUGGUCCAAAAGCCAAGAAAUCCCCAUCGUAGCUCCUGUGAAAGUUAAAUCACAGAUAGGCUUGUGUUAACUUACACCAUAUGGAGGGGAAAGCAGUGCAGACCACUUAUGAGCCUGCUGAGGACUAGCUUGCUGUCUUCUCCAUCUUUGGGAAAGAUGGGAAUCACUGUUUUAACGAAGAGAGGUGUACAUAAUUUAUGCAAGCAAGUCUAAUACCAAUGUCAUUGGUUUUGUGAGAUAUAUAUAUAUGUAUAUGCUUUACAUAUAUAUUUUCAAGCAUAUAUAUAUAUAUAUGCUUGAAAAUAAAGAUUUAAUACUUUAGUGUUUUUUAAGUGGGGGGUUUGGGGAGGAAGGAAGGAAUGUAUAUUAUGGACUUAACCUAGGUUUUAAGUUUUAGGCUGGCAAAAGAAAUGUUACCCAUUGGGUUUGACGUUUGGUCUACUUUCUUCAAACUUGAGGAUUACACCAGGAUGGUGUUUACAUUGCUCACCUGGAGCUCCCCAAGACUAUAGCUUCAGAGGUUGGUCUGACAGAAAAGAUAAACAUUGCUCUUGAAAGUGUUAUACAGUUUAUAUAAUUGCUUUGAUAACUUUUUGCAUUUGAAUCUGUGCUUCUAUUUUUGGUCUUUGUUACUCAAACACCAUUAAAGUUAGUAAUUGUAAGAGCAAAGAUACGAGUUUUAUGAGAAAAUUCAAGCAUCUGGUGGAGGGUUGAUUGGUCUUAAAGACCUUACAGGUCCUUUCCUACUCCUCCAGUGAAAUGUGAUACUUUUUUCUUUUAAAAGGAAACAAAAGAGAGCUUGGAAAAUCUCUGUAUGCAAAACAAUUGCAUUUUGUCCCCUCAUCAUGACUUUCUUAGAUUCACAAUUUGAUAGGGUGAUUGAUAGCUGCUUAAACUUCCAAGGAGAUUUUUAAGAAAAUUACAACAUUAUCUGUUCAAAAUAAGACUUGCUGGAAAUCCUAGUCCAUCAAGUAAUUUCAAGAAGUUAUUUUUUGCUGUAAGUUGGUACCCACAGCCAUCAUACCCCAUCCCAAAUGGAAGAACUGCCUUCAACAAGAUGAAUUGAAAAUUCUUGAUUCCAAAUCUAAUUUAAUGACAUCAUAAUUUCAUAAAACUAUUGCCUAUUUAAAAUGAUGGAACUUGGUGUGUGUAUGAGGGUGGGGGGUAUGUGUGUAUGGCAUGUGUUCUUGAAAUGAUGUUUCUUUGAAUAUCCAAAAAUACUGUACAUAGAAAUAGAAAUGCUCCAUGAAACAAGUCUUCAGCUGACCAUGGUCAAUCUAGCAUAUGUGUGGUCAGUGAGCUGGCUUUGGUCCUCAGGGACAGUGCUUGACUCCAGUGGUCUACCUAACUAGUCUUUUGCCUAGGGGCACCUGGGACCUCUCCUGGUUUUAGUGACAAAUAAUGUUAUGUCGAGGUUAUGCUUCCUUUGUUACUUGCUGACUUUCCUACUAAAUGUAGCAUUUCAAUUAGAUCCAACCUCUUACAUUUUGGGAUAAUUGUAAAAAGAAUGAAAUUAUGCAGAAAUGGCCAAUAUCUUUUAUUGAUCUGUUCUUUUGGAAACUGUUAUGCACUAUAAAUUGUGUACAGUUUAAAAAUAUAUAUAUAUAUAUAUAUUCUUACAUGAGUAAAAAGCACCCUCCAGCAAUUGUAUGUCAUUGGUAUUUGAAGAGAAUUCCCAAAUAACCCAUUGCUGCUGCUGCUGUUUUUGGUUUGUGUGGGUUUUUUGUUGUUGUUGUUGUAUUUGUUUUUGUGUGGUAAAUUGAUAAUUUAAAAAAAAAAGAAAGAAAAAACACGACUACUGUUUACAGACUGAAAAAUUACUGCUUUUUAUACUACUGAGAUCCUAAGUUAAGACUCUCCAAAGCAAACAUUUGGUUUAAAUCAUUGAUGUGGAUAAAGCAUAGAGAAAUUUUUAGUGUUCUUCACAUAAUGGAAAAUGUACAAAUGCCUAGCUGUGUUGCCCAUCAAUUUUGUAUAUUUUCAUAAUUUUAAUUGUUCAAAAUUGCAUUAUAUUUUGCAGUCACUAUGUUCAACCUGGAUUUGUCUUUCAUUUAAAUUUUUAAUAUAAAAAGGGGUUUCAAUGUAUCUAUGGCCUUGUUAUUGAAACUCUUCCUACUUAUUUGA